AUGAAAAAAAAGAAACAAGGAAAAGGCGUUAAAAAAGAACAAAAAUCCAUUGAUGAAAGUGAAAAUGAAGACUAUAGGCUUCGUGCUAUUGAAAAAUAUCAAGAUAUUAUGGAUUCACAAGAUGAAUUUGAACUAGGAAAAGAUGAAGUUCUUUUGGAUCAAAAGGAUUCAUUUGAUGAAAAUGAAGAUUUCAUGAGUGCUACGGAUGAAGAAGUUCUUCGUGUAAAUACUGAAUCUUCAAAUGAAAGAAGUGAUGACAAUGCCUCAGUAGAUUCCCCUGGUACAGAAGAUAGUGAUGAUGAUGAUAUUAAUAUGCAAAAUUGGGGAACAUCUAAAAAAAAUUACUAUAAUGCAGAUUCAUUCUCAGAUGAAGAAGAUGCUCUUGAGGAGGAGAAAGAAGCAUUAAGGCUCCAGAAACAGCAUCUUUCAAAGCUGAAAGAAAGUGAUUUUAUAGAUGAUUUGGUGGAAUGGAAAGAUCAAGAUACAGAUAAACAUAAAAAUGUGAUUGAUAAAAAGUAUAAAUUUCAAUAUCUUGUUUAUCUUUUUAAUUCUAUUAGUGAGAUAAUUACGGAAACACUUCAGUUUAGUAUUCCGGAUAAUUUGUCAGAUGAAGAAGCUAUUAAUUUUUUAAAAAAAAUGUAUCCUGAAUUUAUUUUACUUUCUAAGGAGUACCAAACUCUUUUUCCAUUAUUGGAUCCAUUAAAAACUUCCUAUGAAAAAGCAGAUUCUUUUCAAAUAAAAAAUAUAGAGCAAAAGUUUUUCAGUUUAUCUGCAUAUCUUGGUGUAUUGGCUAUGUAUUUUUUAAUUAUAUCAGAUCCAGAUAAAGACGUUGGAUCUAUGAAAGAUCAUCCAAUUAUGAUAACUCUUAUGCGUUGCAAAAAAAUGUGGGAAAUGGUAAAAGAUAUUGAUAUUAAUGCAUUAGAAACUACUGUAGAAACUCAAUCAGAAAAAACCAGCAUUGUUAAAGAUGAUUUGUCUUUAAAUAUAUAUGAUGAAGAAGAGGAGAAGCAACCAGAAGAAGAUAUUAGCCAAAAAAUAGAGGAGAAAUCUAAAUUGAAUUAUACUGAUCUCAAUAUAUUAGAUGUUGAAAAAUCACUUCGAUCUAUAAAACAUAUUUCUAGAGACAAAUUAAAAGAAGAAAAUGAUUAUAGAGAACAAGAUACCUUUGAAAUACUUAAUCACGACAAAGAAAGUAUUAAAAAGAAAUCAAUUAAACUUUAUGUAUCUCAAAUUAAUCAGAAAUCUAAAAAAAAAGUUAGAUUUUUAAACUCUGGAGAUAUGGACUUACCGUAUCCUGAACGUAAGAAAGAGCGUAUGAUACGUUCUAUUCAAGAAGCAAAAGCAAGAAUGGAAAAUCAAAAUGAUAAUUUUUCAGAAUCAGAAUCUGAUUCACAGAGUGACGAUUCAGACAAAAAUUACUAUCAUAUGCUAUCCGAAUCUAAUAAAAGGAGAAAGUUAGAGAAAAAAAUGAAUUAUGAUAUGAAUAGGGAACGUGAAAAGCAGGCCUUGAUCGAUGCAGAAAAUGAAGCAAUAAAUGGAAAACGAAAAAUUAGAUAUGACAUUGAAAAAAAUAAAGGAUUAAUUCCUUAUAGACCAAAAGAAGUUCGUAAUCCAAGAGUUAAGAAAAGAAAGAAAUAUGAAGCAGCUAAGAAAAAACUUGCCAGUAAAGUCUCUAUUUAUAAAGGUACACCGAAAGAUGCAUAUAAAGGAGAACCUACGGGUAUCAAAACUCAUUUAGUAAAAUCUAUAAAGUUUCGAUAA
Molecule: messenger RNA, 1761 nt
Organism: Pneumocystis jirovecii RU7
Lineage: Eukaryota; Fungi; Ascomycota; Pneumocystomycetes; Pneumocystales; Pneumocystaceae
Product: rRNA-processing protein SAS10
Exons: 5
Coding region: 1-1761 (586 amino acids)
Biological process (GO): maturation of SSU-rRNA from tricistronic rRNA transcript (SSU-rRNA, 5.8S rRNA, LSU-rRNA)
Cellular component (GO): small-subunit processome; nucleolus
Source: RefSeq, a predicted model, not a curated record